AUGGACUCGAUCUGUGAAACUGAUCCUCUUGACGGGGUGCCCAUAGAUGCGCCGUGGGGAGAUCUAGGUAGAAAUUUUACGCUAGGUCUAGUAGCUAUAGGGAGCAAGUUUGUGCUCAAUGUGCUCAACACCACGAGGAUCACCAAUGUUGAAGGCAUCGAGGAGGUAGCCAAUAACAGGCCCCCUGGCGUUGGCCUGCUGACAGUCUGCAAUCACACCAGUACAAUAGAUGACCCCGUCGUGCUCAGCGCCUUGCUGCCGUGGAAGUUCUUCUACACAGAAAGCAUGCAUGGGGGCAACCGGUGGUCUCUAUGCGCCAAGGAGAUCUGCUACCGCAACGCCUUUCUGGGGCAGUUCUUUCUGAGCGGCAAGACGCUGCCGAUCGAGCGGGGGCGGGGCCUGCAGCAGCCGGCGAUGCAGACGGCGGCGCGGCUGCUGGGGCGGGGGGACUGGGUGCACGUGUUCCCAGAGGGCCGCGUCGGCUAUAGCGGCCGCGUGCAGCCCUGCAAGUGGGGCGUCGGCAAGCUCGUCUGCGACUGCGUCGCUGAGAGCGGCAGGAACCCGGUGAUUUUGCCCUUCUACCACAGUGGGAUGGGGCGGGUUAUGCCGGAGCAUGGGCGGAUUCCGCGGGUGGGCCGCCAGGUGGACAUCACCGUUGGGCAGCCCCUGGACGUGUCAGACCUCACCUGCCGCUGCGGCCAGCCCGGCACCGACCAGAAACAGGCGCGCCACCUGCCCCAUCCAGCUCACCUGGCCGACCUUUCUUCGCUGUCGCCUUUUUUUGCAGCGUGUUUGCAGACGCACCCUGUCUCUGGCAGGAACAGCAUGGCAACAUGGUAA
Messenger RNA from Coccomyxa subellipsoidea C-169, 840 nucleotides. RefSeq names its product phosphate acyltransferase. The transcript is spliced from 4 exons. Gene Ontology annotation, biological process: phospholipid metabolic process. The coding region runs from base 1 to 840 and encodes 279 amino acids. Lineage: Eukaryota; Viridiplantae; Chlorophyta; Trebouxiophyceae; Coccomyxaceae. The record is from RefSeq and is a predicted model, not a curated record.